Messenger RNA from Cydia amplana, 1037 nucleotides. It is a transcript of the gene mTerf3, whose product is annotated as transcription termination factor 3, mitochondrial. Gene Ontology annotation, molecular function: double-stranded DNA binding. Gene Ontology annotation, biological process: regulation of DNA-templated transcription; mitochondrial transcription; mitochondrial ribosome assembly. The transcript has 3 exons. The record is from RefSeq and is a predicted model, not a curated record. NCBI's taxonomy places the organism in Eukaryota, Metazoa, Arthropoda, Insecta, Lepidoptera, Tortricidae. The coding region runs from base 14 to 1018 and encodes 334 amino acids. Gene Ontology annotation, cellular component: mitochondrion.
UAUAAAUAUCGAGAUGUUUAGAGUAGUUGAAAAUGUGUUGUUAUAUCGUUUUGCUUGCCAAUGUGUUCAAAUUAAGCAUUUUAGCAGUUUAAUACAAACAAGAUAUAAGGUGCCUAAUGACUGUGAUACAGAACCAAGUGCUUUAGAAAAGGCGUCACAAGAUUUGUCUGAAUUAACUCCAUACUAUCCAAAGUCUUUUAACCUAGCCGGAUAUGUAAAUAGUUCUGAAACAUUGCAGAAAUUAAUUCAAUUAAAUGUCAAUCUAAGCAAAAUUGAAAAAAAACCUCACCUAGCAGAAAAGCUUCUUAAAUUAGACUUUGAUAGAAAUAUCAAAGGACACCUUUUAUUCCUUAAAGAUUUUAUUGAUUUCGAAGAGCUCGGCAGCUUUAUUACAAAGAAUUCACUUAUUCUUAGUGAGCCUUUAGAAGACCUUAAAAUAAGGAUAAAUUACUUACAAUCCAAAUGUUUUUCGGAGGAUCAAAUAAAGCAAAUUAUCACAAGAAACCCAUUUUGGCUUAUGUUCACGACAACGAGAAUAGACAGAAGAUUAGGGUUUUUUCAAGACCAAUUUUUAUUACAUGGAAAGGAAGUGAGAUUAGUGGCAUCCAAGCAGCCAAAACUAAUUACCUAUAGUCUUCACAAUGUUAGGACUAAUAAGUUUGCCUUGAAAGAGGAGAUGGGUUUUGAACAACAUGAACUCAAGCAGUUACUUUUAAAGAAACCAAGGCUUUAUAUGAUCAGUCAGAAGACACUUCUAGAAAGAUUUAAUUACAUACACAACACAAUGCAAAUAUCUCACCAAAGGAUAUUGGAAGAACCAGCGGUACUGUUAAGUAGGAACUUCAGAAUCAAGCAGCGCCAUCUAUUCUUACAGAAACUUGGAAGAGCUCAGUAUGACCCAAAAAAAGAAAACUAUGUUCCAAUUAUAAAACUGGUUGAAGGUUCCGAUACAGAGUUUUGUAAACAGUAUGCAAAAUGCAAUAUUUUAGAUUAUAAUUUAUUUCUUAAAACAUUAUAAAAUACACAGUUUAACCAGU